Messenger RNA from Juglans regia (Persian walnut), 7966 nucleotides. RefSeq names its product protein CHROMATIN REMODELING 4-like. Gene Ontology annotation, cellular component: nucleus; chromatin. The transcript has 11 exons. Lineage: Eukaryota; Viridiplantae; Streptophyta; Magnoliopsida; Fagales; Juglandaceae. Gene Ontology annotation, molecular function: ATP-dependent chromatin remodeler activity; ATP binding; DNA binding. Bases 705 to 7769 code for a protein of 2354 amino acids. Gene Ontology annotation, biological process: chromatin remodeling; negative regulation of transcription by RNA polymerase II. The record is from RefSeq and is a predicted model, not a curated record.
AACACAGCAGCUCCAGAAAACACGAUGGCGGCUGCUGUGAGAAAAGAAAGAAGGCAAGAGAGAACGAGAGACUCAUAUUUCCUCUAUUUCUCUCAUCCUCUGUAGUAUAGGGAGACUCGGGGAAGAGAGAAAAGCAAACAGAAGAGAGGAUGAGGAAGAGGAAAAGGAAAAGGAAAAGGAAGAUGGAGAAUGAUGGGGAGAGAGCAAGAAGAGAGAGGACAUAAGAGAGUCGUCGUUUGCCACGUGGCGAGGUCUGACUGGUUGAGUGCUUUGGGCUUCAACAACAUACAGCAACAACAACACCAACAUCAACACCAACUCUCUCUCUCUCUCUCUGCUGCCGUGUCAGAGCGUAACCCCGUCCUAUGACCCCGGCGAAUCCGUAUUUGUAUGCUUCUCUUUCUCCAUCUAUUUAUUCGUUUGUCGCCCACUCUCUCUCUCUCUCUCUCUCUCGUAUUCACCAGCAUCUAUCUCCGAGCUUCCAUACCCUAACCUAUUUCUUUAUCGUCCUCGCACUAACUCUGAAUCCAAGACAAUAUUUCUCUAUAUUGUUCUUUGAUCCGUUUAUUUGAUUGAAACAGAACAUCUUUACCUUGCAGCAAAAUCCUGUCCAGAAGCUCUAACUAAUCAAGUAUCAACCUUAUUGUGAAUGCAAAAUUUACUUCUGUAACUUUUAACCACCCAUGUAUGACCCAGGUUGAGAGAUGAAGGAAAACAGUUCAUCAACUAGUAAAAUGAUUAACAGAAACUGGGUCUUGAAGCGCAAACGGAGAAAGCUGCCUUGUGGAACAGUUCUAGCCAACAGUAAAGAAGAUGGUUUGUUGGUAUCAGAAUCCCCAAAGAAUACUUCUUUGGUUAAACGUGAGCUGAAGAGUGAAAUUAAAUCUGAGCGAUAUUCAUCCAAGAAGAAAGGGAAUGAUGGGUAUUACUUUGAAUGCGUUGUCUGCGAUCUUGGCGGCAACUUGUUGUGUUGUGAUAGUUGUCCCCAGACCUAUCAUCUCCAGUGCCUCAAUCCACCUCUCAAGCGCAUACCAAUGGGAAAGUGGCAAUGUCCAAAGUGCUGUCAGAAAAGUGAUCCUUUAAAGCCCAUAAGCCAACCUGAUACCAUUUCAAAACGGGCAAGAACAAAAAUGGUCACUGGAAAAUCAAAAAGUGGAAUGCAAUCAUCUGACAUUAACAAAGUAUCCCGGAUUUUUGGAAGCUCCAUUAUUGCGAAGAAAAGAUCCUCCAGCAAAGGAAAAUCUGUCAGACUCCUUGAACAGAAACCUGUCUCUUCCCGAAUAGAUGUAUCCUAUAGCACCAAGCCAAGUCAUCAAUCCCUUGCUUUGCUAGAUGGUGGUUCAUCAUGUGUGAAUGUUGAUGAUGAGGAUAAAUCUAAUAUAUCUCCUAUGGACUCUCCUGCAGACGGGAAGUCAACCUCUCCUGCUAAGGAAAUUUCAUCUCAUUCUAAAGUUACAAAUCCAGAAACAACUGAUGAAGAUCCUGAGGGGAAGCUUGAUUUGUCUGGUAACAUUAAAUCUCCUGAAAAAACACUUGUUCUUGCAAUAAGUGCUGCUACCAUGGAACAUAGAAAAAGAAAACAGAAAGUCGAUGAUAAUAACAGCCAAAAGAAGCGUAGGACCGAUAAGGGAAAAUUUAAAGUUAGCACAUCUAAGAAACGUGGAUCCAAAGCAAGUAAUGCAAGCCCUGGAACUAGUAAAUCACAUCAGAAGCGCAAGUCUGUUAACGAUGGGGUUUCCACUGCUUUGUCAAAGGAAGGCCUUGGAACAAAGAUCUUAGAUGUGCGGAGGAAAGAUGAGAAACUUCCUCAGGAAGCAACUAAACUGUCUCAUGAAUUAAACAAGGCAGAUAAUGUGAACAGAGCAGUAAUUUCUGGAGAAAGCAUCCUCACUGAACCUUUGCAGGUUGAUCGAGUUCUUGGGUGUCGAGUUCGAGGUGAUUAUAUUGGUUCUUCACAUCACUUAUCUGUGUCUGUUGCUGAUGACCUACAUUCUGAUGUCUUACUAAUUUCAGAAAACCAAAACAGAGUAUCGGAAGAAAAUUCUGUUUGUGAUACUGAUUUAGAUGUAGCAGCUGGGAAAAAUCUUACUGACGGUUGUCAGAAUAUUGUUGUGAGUCUUGAUAAGGAAGGAAGUGUGAAGACUGAAAUGAAAGUGGAUAAAAUGCAUGUAUACAGAAGAUCUGCAACCAGAGAAUGUAAAAAAGGGCAAAACAUGAGAUUUUUACAGGAGGAUGUCAAGGAUUCAGAUUCUAGUGCUGCAGAUAAAGAUCAAGAUGAAGUAAUUACAGAAGAUCUGGAAAAACCAAAUGAAAAGAUGGUUAUAGAGAAGAAUACAUCAGCUAAUUUGAGAGAUCCUGACAAUGAUGAAGUUCCAAAAAUUUGGGAAACACAUGUAUCUAAUGAAACCAAAGAUGAAAAACAAGCUGAUUUAGAGAUGGAAAUAAAAAUUUAUGGAGAGAACAAAAUUCAGGAGGCCACACAGGCUGAAACUGCAUGCGUUGAUCAAGAUACGGUAUUGUAUGAGUUUUUAAUUAAGUGGGUAGGGAAGUCUCAUAUUCACAAUAGUUGGAUUUCUGAAUCUGAGCUCAAAGUUUUGGCAAAGAGAAAAUUAGAAAAUUACAAGGCAAAAUAUGGGAUAGCUGUAAUAAACAUCUGCGAGGAACACUGGAAGCAGCCCCAGCGGGUGAUUGCUCUCCGUAAUUUCAAAGAUGGUAGGCGUGAAGCUUUUGUAAAAUGGACAGGCCUCCCUUAUGACGAAUGCACUUGGGAAACAUUGGAUGAGCCUGCUCUUCAAAAAUGUUUGCACCUGAUUGAUCUGUUUAACCAAUUCGAAUGCCAAACAUUGGAGAAAGAUUCUUCUAAGGAUGCUUCACCGAGAGGAAAGGGUGAUUGUCAACAAAAUGAGAUAGUUACUCUCCCAGAGCAACCUAAGGAACUAAAAGGAGGUUCAUUGUUUCCCCAUCAACUUGAAGCGCUCAAUUGGUUGCGUAAAUGCUGGCAUAAAUCCAAGAAUGUGAUACUUGCUGAUGAAAUGGGGCUUGGAAAAACAGUAUCUGCGGGUGCUUUUAUUUCAUCUCUGUAUUUUGAGUUCAAAGCUACUCUGCCUUGUUUAGUGUUGGUCCCGCUUUCGACAAUGCCUAACUGGCUUGCUGAAUUUUCAUUGUGGGCCCCCAACUUGAAUGUUGUGGAGUAUCAUGGAUGUGCAAAAGCAAGAGCCAUAAUUCGCCAAUAUGAGUGGUAUGCUUGUGAUCCAAGUGACUUGAAUAAGAAAACAGCUGCCUAUAAAUUUAAUGUUCUUUUAACUACAUAUGAGAUGGUUCUUGCUGAUUCCUCUCAUUUGCGUGGAGUUCCUUGGGAAGUUCUUGUGGUUGAUGAAGGCCACCGUCUGAAGAAUUCUGGAAGUAAGCUUUUUAGCAUGCUCAAUACGUUCUCGUUUCAACAUCGUGUACUGUUGACUGGUACACCUCUUCAAAACAAUAUCGGUGAGAUGUAUAACUUGCUUAACUUCUUGCAGCCAGCUUCAUUUCCUUCUCUCUCUUCAUUUGAAGAGAGGUUUAAUGAUCUUACAACUGCGGAAAAAGUGGAAGAAUUGAAGAAACUUGUUGCUCCACAUAUGCUUCGAAGGCUUAAAAAGGAUGCAAUGCAAAAUAUUCCCCCUAAGACUGAACGGAUGGUUCCUGUUGAGUUGUCAUCCAUUCAAGCAGAAUACUAUCGUGCGAUGCUGACAAAGAACUAUCAGAUAUUGCGGAAUGUUGGGAAAGGGGUUCCCCAGCAAUCAAUGCUAAAUAUUGUGAUGCAGUUGAGAAAAGUUUGCAAUCACCCAUAUCUCAUUCCUGGUACUGAACCUGAUUCUGGUUCAGUAGAAUUCCUUCAUGAAAUGCGGAUAAAAGCCUCAGCCAAGUUGACUUUGUUGCAUGCUAUGCUUAAGAUUCUAUACAAGGAAGGACAUCGAGUCCUUAUUUUCUCACAGAUGACCAAACUUCUUGAUAUCCUCGAAGAUUAUCUUACUAUAGAAUUUGGGUCUAAAACAUAUGAGAGAGUGGAUGGCUCUGUCUCAGUGGCUGAUCGUCAAUCAGCAAUUGCACGCUUUAACCAAGAUAAAAGUCGAUUCGUCUUCUUGUUGUCAACACGCUCUUGUGGCCUUGGGAUCAAUUUGGCAACUGCCGACACCGUCAUUAUCUAUGAUUCUGAUUUCAAUCCGCAUGCUGAUAUUCAAGCUAUGAAUCGUGCACAUCGAAUUGGACAGUCAAAGAGACUUUUGGUAUAUCGACUUGUAGUUCGUGCUAGCGUUGAAGAGCGCAUCUUGCAGCUUGCAAAGAAGAAACUGAUGCUUGAUCAGCUUUUUGUGAAUAAGUCUGGAUCACAAAAAGAAGUGGAGGAUAUUUUGAAAUGGGGAACAGAAGAACUUUUUAAUGAUUCUUAUAGUAUGUAUGGGAAAGAUACAGUGGAACUUAAUAAUAACAAAGAUGAGGCAGUAAUAGAUACAGACAAUAAGCACAGGAAGAGAGCUGGUAGUCUAGGGGAUGUGUACCAGGACAAAUGUACAGAAAGCAGUAGCAGGAUCAUGUGGGAUGAAAAUGCUAUUUUGAAAUUGCUUGACCGUUCAAACCUUCAGUCUGGAUCAACUGAUAAUGCGGAAGGGGAUUUGGAAACUGAUAUGCUUGGCUCAGUGAAGGCACUUGAAUGGAAUGAUGAACCAACAGAAGAACAAGGGGGAGCUGAAUCUCCUCCCAUUGUUACUGAUGAAAUCUUUGCACAAAGUUCUGAAAGAAAAGAGGAUAAUGCGGUUGCUGGAAUGGAAGAAAAUGAAUGGGAUAGACUUUUACGAGUGAGAUGGGAAAAGUAUCAAGUGGAGGAGGAAGCAGCUCUUGGUCGAGGGAAGCGUCUGCGAAAAGCUGUUUCUUAUAGGGAAGCAUAUGCUCCACACCCAAGUGAAACAUUGACUGAGAGUUGUGGUGAUGAGGAACGAGAGCUGGAACCAGAGCCAGAGCGGGAAUAUACACCAGCAGGACGUGCACUAAAAUCAAAAUUUGCUAAACUCCGUGCUAGACAAAAGGAACGGCUUGCUCAGAGGAAUGCAGGUUUAGAAUCUUGUCUUGGUGGGGGAAUGCCUGAACCUGAUUCUGUCCCUAACUAUCCUUCCAUAAACUCCAAAGAAGGGGAUGUAACUGAAUUACAUCAAGCUGUCAGUGAGAAGAUUUCAGUAAUUGACUUGGAGGAUGACAAAUUCAUUCAGCCAGUAGAUGGUCCGAAGUGUAAGAAUGACAUCCCUUUAAGGCUGGGCAGAAUGUCAAAGUACACAAUGAGUAGUCAUCUGGAUUUUCCUGUCAAUCCACUUGGUCAUCCAUCUCCUGACAUUUUCCUUCCUAGUCACCAUUUUCAAAGCACGAGCUACACAAACUCAGUGCCCACCAGCAACUUGUUACCAGUUCUGGGACUUUGUGCUCCCAAUGUUAAUCAAGUGGAGCCAUCAUAUCGAAACUUGUUAAGAGCAAAUGGCAGACAAAGUAAGCUGGGACCUGGACCAGAGUUUCCAUUCAGUCUGGCUUCUUGCUUCAGGACUUCAAUUGAGACAGAUGGGAAAAAUCAGGACUCUAGCUUGGACAAAGCAAAGAAACCAGAUGCGACUGCUGAAGUUUUGCAACAGGGUCUUAAGAACAGCAUCCCGGAUAACUGUCCUCCAUAUCUUCCAUGCCCGCCAGCUGUCCAAGGAAAAGCUUCUGAACGUUUAGAAAGUUGUGGUUCUACUUUCUCUGAUUUUCAAGAAAAGAUGGCAUUGCCAAACUUGCCAUUUGAUGAAAAAAUGCUGUCCAGAUUCUCACUUUCAGCAAAGACCGCACCAACUUCACAUCUUGACUACCUACCUAGUUUGUCAUUAGGUAGCAGACCAGAAGCUGUCAAUGGCUUCAUGCAGGAAUUCCCAACAAUACCAUUGCUGCCCAACUUAAAAUUCCCAGCACAAGAUGCAGUGAGAUAUAAUCAGAAGGACAGGGAGAUGCCACCCACAUUGGAUCUUGGACAGAUGCCAGCCACAUUUUCCUCAUUUCCUGAAAAACAUAAGAAGGUGCUUGAAAGCAUAAUGAUGAGGACUGGAUCUGGAUCAAGCAAUAUGUUUAGAAAGAAAUCGAAAAAAGAAAGCUGGUCUGAAGAUGAACUUGAUUUUUUGUGGAUUGGUGUUCGUAGACAUGGUCGGGGAAAUUGGGAGUCCAUGAUUAGAGACCCGAGGUUAAAAUUUUCCAAAUAUAAAACAUCAGAAGAUUUGUCAGCAAGGUGGGAGGAGGAACAACUCAAGCUCUUUGAUGGGUCAGUCUUUCCAGUUCCAAAAUCAACCAAGCCGACAAAGCCUACUAAAUCUUCAUUAUUUCCAGGCAUUUCUGAUGGAAUGAUGGCCCGGGCCUUGCGAGGUAGUAGACUCACCACACCCCCAAAGUUUAAGGCCCACCUGACAGACAUGAAAUUGGGUUUUGGUGAUCUUAUGCCCAGCGUGCCACAUUUUGAAACAUCUGAUAGACUUGGUUUGCAAAAUGACCAGUUUGUAUCUAUGCCAACUUGGAAUCAUGAGAAGUAUUGGGCAAAUCAUCCUGGGGAGGCUUCUGCUGGACCUUGUGAAGGGCCGGGAACUUCUUCAAAUGUACCCAUUGACAAGCCAUUUCUGCUCAAUUCAUAUGGAACCAGUUGCUUAGGUUCUUUAGGUCUGAAUUGCUCGACCAGCUUUGAUGUACAGAUAAAAGAGGAUGAACGGUGUGCUAAUAAGUAUGGGAAGUUUCCCAAUCUCUUGGAUAGAUCGCUAAAUGUUUUGCGUGAUUCCCAUCACGAUUUAGGAGUUGGCGAAUCUGUCAGCUCAGUAUUGCUUCCUGAUUCCAAUAAAAGGCUGAAUCUUUCACACUUAAAGGGUGAAGAAGCAGCUGGAUGUAGUUCUUCAAAGGACAAGCUACCCCAUUGGUUGCGAGAAGCUGUGAGUGCACCCACAAAACCCCCAGAUCCCGACUUGCCACCCACUGUAUCAGCAAUUGCACAUUCAGUUCGAUUGCUAUAUGGAGAAGAUAAGCCAACCAUCCCUCCAUUUGUGAUCCCAGCUCCGCCUCCUUCCAUACCAAAGGAUCCAAGACGGACUCUAAAGAAGAAAAAGAAACGGAGCUCGCAUUUGUCGAGGUGGGUACCGCCAGACAUUGCUGAAAGGAGUCAGGAAUUCCAAAGAAACCUCCAUGGUGAUAAUGCUGGUUCAAGCUCAAUCUCAUUGGCUCCAACAUUUUCACUGCAUCCAGAAUCGACCAUGGGAACAACAGGGCUUCCACAGAUUGAAUCUGACCUGAACUUGCGUCCUCUAAAUUUGAAUAUGAUGAACCCAUCAUCCUCAUUAGCACAUUUACACACGCAGAAGAAAAUCAGCAUGGGAUUGUCCCCCUCUCCCGAAGUGCUUCAGCUGGUAGCAACAUGUGUUGCUCCUGUCCCACAUAUGUCAUCGAUUUCUGGCAUGACGAACUCAAGCUUCAUUGAUAGUAAGCUUGAGGUGUCAAAAUCUGUUGACCUAGUUGGAUUCUCAGACCCGCAAGAUGAAUUUGAAGAAAGGAAAGCUGAGCAGAGCUCACCUUUUAAUGUAUGGAGUUCAAAUCCGGGAAAUCCGGGAGAGAAAUUACAAGACCUUCCUGAAAGUGGAGAUUCUAGCAAAACUCAAUCAGAUCCCCUUCGGACUGAACGGCCUGAUGGUGAGGAUAUAUCAUCUGAGGGCACUGUCUCAGAUCAUCCUGUAAGUGACCAUGAAUCAUAGCCGUAAUAUGAGACCGAAAACUUGAACAUAGCUAUUCUUUCAUGCUACUAAAAGUUUCAGGAUCUUCACCAAUGUGCUCGAAUUUUUGUAGGUAUGAAGUGAGUGAUGAACAGAAAAUAUAGGUUUAUUAGGACAUCUCUUGUAAAGGUUCUGUAGGAGAAAAUGAAAUAUAGUGUUGCUUGCUUGAUAUUUCUUAA